AUGAACCAAUUAAAUUUUACAAUGAAAUCUUUCUUGGUUAAUACCAUUCUCAUUAUUUGGUGUCUUCACGCUGCUGCUAUUACUACUUCUACUACUGAUAUUACUAUUGAUGCUAAAAUCACAGCAUCAUUAUCAUCAUCGCCAUCAUCAUCAUCAUCCUAUCACGGAAUCGAAGUUAACGAUAUUAACAAUGAAGACAACAAACAAAACGAGAAAGAGCAGACGAUAACCUGCCUGCUGGCCGUCAGACAGAAAUGGACAGACGAUCACCUAACUUGGGAAAAGGGAACGUACAACAACCUCGACACAAUAAUGAUGCCAAUCACGAAAAUAUGGAAGCCAGAUAUCGUCAUCUCCAACUUUGCUGGAGACAAAUUCAACGAUUACAUACCGACGAACGCAAUUAUAUCAUCAGACGGAACAGUUCUUCACAUGUAUCCAGCCCUAGUAAAAACCUCAUGUGCACUGGAUGUCAAAUUUUUUCCAUUUGAUAGCCAAAGUUGUAAGCUUGAGUUCAUCUCGUGGACUUACAACGGGAACGAGUUAGAGGUGGAUUACAAUGAAAGUUAUCCAAAUUUUAUUUACUAUAAUUCUGAAAAUCAGGAAUGGGCUGUAGAAAAGAUAACACAGGAACGCCACACGAAGCAAUAUUCCUGCUGCCCCGAGCCCUACUACGACUUGACCUUUGACAUUCACUUGAAAAGGGGCAGCCUAUUCUACGUCAUCAACCUCAUCACCCCCUGUUUCCUCAUCUUUAUCAUCUCAUUUCUGGGAUUCUUCCUUCCCGUUGAGUCCGGUGAAAAAGUGAAUUUGGAGAUAACCAUCUUGCUGGCCCUUGUGGUGUUUUUGCUGAUGGUUGGAGAGACCAUGCCACCCACGCAAGAUUGUUUCCCUAUCUUAGGUUCGGGUCAUGGUGUACAAGUUUUUUUUACUUUCCUUAUUUAA
Helobdella robusta is the source of this 945-nucleotide messenger RNA. RefSeq lists its product as hypothetical. The record is from RefSeq and is a predicted model, not a curated record. Gene Ontology annotation, molecular function: neurotransmitter receptor activity; extracellular ligand-gated monoatomic ion channel activity; transmembrane signaling receptor activity. The transcript has 6 exons. Lineage: Eukaryota; Metazoa; Annelida; Clitellata; Rhynchobdellida; Glossiphoniidae. Bases 1 to 945 code for a protein of 314 amino acids. Gene Ontology annotation, biological process: monoatomic ion transmembrane transport; signal transduction; chemical synaptic transmission. Gene Ontology annotation, cellular component: membrane; synapse; neuron projection.